AUGGAUAAAGCUACAGCUAACAAAAAGAUGUAGAAAACAAUUAAAGUUUAAAUGAAGAAGAUACAUUGUUUGCUUAAUAACACCAGCUUAAUAGAAAGCAAUUAAUUACAUUAUACUAAUAUUACUCCUCACUCUUUUAUAGGUUACGAGAAAAAAUCUUAUAAUAAAAUACUUAACUUAAUAGAAGAAGUAUCUGAUAACAUAUCUCUUGGAGUCGCAAUUUUCAAUUCUUAUAAAGAACUUAUUUAUACAAAUAACACUAUAACACAACAUUUUAUUAAAGUUAAUACUUAAAAAACAUCCAUUAAAUAAUAGUUACUUUUGUAUUCCUUAGAUAACAAAAAUGUCUCUUCUUUAGCCCUAAAAGUAAAUAGCUAAAAGCAAAGCAAGAUAGAUGGUGGAAUCAAUAGAUCUACUACAAUGGGACCAUCAAUUAGGUUAAUUUAAAAUAGCAGCUAAGUUAUAAAAUAAUUUAUAAACUCUAAUUAUUAUGAAAAUUAUGAAUUCUAACAUGGAUAAAGUGACAAAUUAAAAAAAUCAUUAGCAGAUUUAGAAGAUAAAAAUCUUAAUAAAAAUAGUAGUAAGAAGAAAACUACUUUCACCUUAUCUAAUGAAAAUUUUGAACAAUAGAAGACUAACUCUAUCUUUUAUCAAGAUACUGAUAUCAGAAGAUCAAACUUGCUGACAUCUAAUAAAAGUAUUUUUGUAAAAGGAAGCUCCCUAAGUAAAGUCAACUUAAAUAAAAACAAUAAAAUCAGAGAAAAGCUAAAUUCGGGUUUAUGCACUCUUGGAGAAUUAGUAUAAAUAAUUACUGAUCUAAAUAAUUAUAGAAACGAAAAUAUAUAUAAGAGUGCUUAGGUUCUUUAGCAUCCUUCCAAGUUGUAGCCUUUUGCUUUUAAGCGUGGAAAAAGUUAAGAAGACAUAUAUUAGAACGAAAACUCUAGGCAAAGUAUAUAACAAUCAAAACAUGAUAAUACAAGCAAUUUAAACGCAGCAGAUUGCAUCAAUAGCUAUCAAAGUUUUCAGUAAACCGACAAUUUUAUGAUAACCAAAAUAGAUUAUCACAUUCAGGCUAAUGAAGUUAUAGUAACAACGAAAAACAAAUAAAAUGAAAAAAUAUUAAUAAAAUUUAAAGCUUAUUACAUUAAAGAAUAGUAAUCUACCACAAAUACCUCUAAUCUAAAUUAGCCUAAUAUUGAAAUUAGCUCUUAUAAUAACAAUUAGUUUGAUGAAAUUAAUUCUGAGUAAAACAUUUAAGAUGAAGAACAAGAGUACGAAGAAUCAAAAUAGCAAUAAUAGCUUACAUCUAGUAACAUAAUAGUGAUAGUAGAAUUCAUUAAAAAUAUUUUAUUUGGAUAUGAUUUGGACAACGAAGACACUAAAGAUGAAAUCAAUAAUUAUAAAAAGAAGAUUCUGUCAUCUGUAUCUCAUGAACUAAAGACUCCUCUGAAUUGCAGCAUUUAACUAUUAGAUUUGCUUUAUUAAUCUGAUACAAUUGAUGAAAUUUAAAAAAAAAUGUUUAUCGAACCAGCUCUCAAUUCUAAUUAGCUAUUGCUCUGCAUGAUAAAUGAUAUUUUAGAUUUUGCUCUUAUUGAAAAGGGAGAACUCAAAUUGACUUUCAAAUCAUUCAGCAUAAUUGAUUUAAUCAGAGAAUGUAUAAGCUACUUUAUUAUCCAAGCUGCCUCUAAAGAAAUUUAGAUUGAACUAAAUUUUGACUAAAAUAUUCCCUAAAUUAUUCAUUCUGAUGAAAUGCGAGUUAAAUAAGUAGUAAUUAGCUUGCUUAGCAAUGCCAUUAAGUUUACUCAGUAUGGAAGUAUUUCGAUUAAUGUUGAUUGCAUUCUUUUACAUAAUCCUCCUUAGGCAGCUACAGAAAUAAUUAAAGUUACAGUAUCAGACACUGGUUGUGGGAUAGAAUAAUAAGUUCUAAAAAAUAUUUUUGAUGGCUUAAAAUACAGACAAGAUUCUCCAUAGCAAAGCUAUAAUUUUUACAUGGAUUCAACAAAAAAGAGGAGUAUUUCAAACAGUAAAGAAUAGUAGAGAAAGCUCAACACAGAAGGAGUAGGCUUAGGACUUACAAUUGCAAACAAUAUUGCCAAAGGGUUAGGAGGUAACAGAAAAAUUGAGGUUUAGAGCUAGCUAGGAAAAGGUUCUACAUUUAGUUUUUACAUUGUCAACAGAUCUUAAAAAUCUAAAGGCUGUGAAAUAAAUAAUUACAAGUUUAUGAGCUAAUCUUUUUCACAGUGGAGAUCAUUUUAAUCUAAAGAAAUAAGCGAACAAAUCUCGUUGAAUGACAACUAUAAUUCUUCAUAUAAUAAAUCAGAGGAUAUAAGCAAUCACGCAUAUUCUAAUGGUAUAAUAACAAAUAAUUUAAAUUGUAAAUAAAUUAAUCAUAGAAUCUCAUUAUCAGUUUCAUGUAACAACAUUGAAAAUUCUAACAAAAAUUUAGAUUUUAAUGAGAUUCAAGUAGAGAUUAAUGAUAGCUAGUAAAUUUAAGCUAAAUCACCAUUUAAAGUAAAUAAACCAAGAAAUCUAUUUUUCUAAAACUAACAAUUAUCGGGUAAGUUCUUAAAUACUAAUGAAACUUUACAAUAAAGCAUAAAUAAUUAACUUAUAUAAGAAGAUUCGUGCGAAAUUAUGAGUGACAUGAAUUCUCAUAAACAUAUUUCUAUUCCAAAUUAACCUAUUAUUCCCACUUUUUUUUCUCAUUAUUAUUAAUCUUCAUUAUUACAAAAUAAUAACACAGAUUUAAGUUUAAAAAGCCUAGCUGAAGGAUAAUUUAGUUAGCAAGAUUGUUACCCUCAGAAUUCUAACAAUCAAGUCCGCAUCAAAGAUUUAGAAUUGCAGUAAAUGCAAAAUAAUUUCCAAAUUUUCCUAAAAAACACAAGGACAUCUUUUUCAAUAUAAAAAAUUAAUUAAAAUUCAAUGGAUUUAACAAAUUAUGCUGAGAACUUAAAAUUAAAUAACUAAGGAUCCUAAUACAAGUAAGACUGUAAUAAUGCAACAAAUAAUUUGAAGAUUAAUAAAACUAAUUACCAAUAGUCAAUAACAAGUUUGAAACAAAUAGGAGGUAUAUCGUGCAAAGUUAUACCUUCCUAAAACUCGAAUUAAAACUUAUAAAGGGCCCCUAAAAAUAGUUCAAUUAGCAAUCUUGAUUAAAAUAUAUACAAUAAUAAUAUUAAUAAUAAUAAUUUUAUUGAAAAUAACAAUUAAAAAAGUAUCCAAAUUGACUUGAAUAAUGGUAACAACAAUAAUAAUAAUAAACCAAUAAAAAAAGAAGAUACAUAAUAAAUGAAAAAUGUUAAAAGCUUACUAAAAGAAAAAAAUUAAAAAAAAACCUGUGGAUGUAGUAACAUUCUGAUAGUUGAUGACAACCAGUUUAAUCUUCAUGCCUUACAAUUAAAACUAAAAAAUUAUGAUUUUAUAAUUGAAGUAGCAAAUAGCGGCAUUGAAGCAAUCAGUAAAGUGUAAGAAAAGUUUGAGAAAUCUAACUGUUGUAAACAGCAUAGACUAAUUUUUAUGGAUAUUGAUAUGCCAAUUAAAAAUGGAUACUAAACAACUAAAGAAAUAAUAAAUUUUUAUAAUAAUUAAAAAGUCAAACCAACAAUAAUAUCUGCAUGUACUGCAUAUAUUUAAGAAAGCGAAGUAAAAUAAGCCAAAGAAUCAGGUAUGAAGUAUUAUAUUACAAAACCAGUUGCCACAGAGUAGUUAGAGGAAGUCUUAUUUAAAGUAUUUUUAUAAAAAAAGCUAUGA
Molecule: messenger RNA, 3750 nt
Organism: Tetrahymena thermophila SB210
Lineage: Eukaryota; Ciliophora; Oligohymenophorea; Hymenostomatida; Tetrahymenidae
Product: ATPase, histidine kinase-, DNA gyrase B
Exons: 4
Biological process (GO): phosphorylation; phosphorelay signal transduction system
Molecular function (GO): phosphorelay sensor kinase activity
Source: RefSeq, a predicted model, not a curated record